This is a messenger RNA of Drosophila subobscura, 2310 nucleotides long. It is a transcript of the gene Lgr3, whose product is annotated as relaxin receptor 2. Lineage: Eukaryota; Metazoa; Arthropoda; Insecta; Diptera; Drosophilidae. The record is from RefSeq and is a predicted model, not a curated record. The coding region runs from base 1 to 2310 and encodes 769 amino acids. Gene Ontology annotation, cellular component: membrane. Gene Ontology annotation, biological process: G protein-coupled receptor signaling pathway. The transcript has 9 exons. Gene Ontology annotation, molecular function: G protein-coupled receptor activity; protein binding.
AUGGUUUAUGGCAGGAGCAUCGCUGUGGGCGUCUGCCUGAUGACCAUCGUCAUGCUGCUCUCCGCUCUGAUAUUCUACUUGAGUCUGGGACCCUGCCCUUCGGGCAGCUUCGCCUGCGACAAUGGCACCCUCUGUGUGCCACAGCGUCAGAUGUGCGAUAAUCGUCCCGACUGUGCCGAUGGCAGCGAUGAGCAUCCAGUGGAGUGCGGCCUGCUCUAUGGCAGCAAGGAGAUUGCCGAUAAAAUUGUGCGUAAUGCGAUUGAAAAGAAACAGCAGCAGCAGCAACAAAAUCAGUCGAUUGCGAGCACUGUGGAAGCUGCUGUCACGCCAGCGGUGUCAAGGAAUCAGAGCCAGACAAUGAACUGGACUUGUGAUAUCGUCACAUAUCCGCGGACCUGCCGCUGUGGCCAGGGCACCACCCUCUAUUGCGGCAUCUAUGCCAAGCUGCGGCGCUGGCCGCGUAUAAGUGCGGAGGUGACCAACCUGAUCAUCAUCCGCAACAAUCUGACACUCAGGGAACAUGUCUUUGCCAAUCUAACGCGUCUACAAAAACUAACCCUAAAAUUCAACAACAUAUCACGUGUGCCCGUGGGCACUUUCGGUGGCUUGACGCAACUGGAACGCCUCGAGUUGAGUCACAAUAAUAUCAGUCAUCUGCCACACGGCCUCUUCGCCGAGCUGCACUCCCUCCAGUGGCUCUUCCUGGUCAACAAUCAUCUGCAUCAUUUUCCCAUGGAGCAACUAAGGUCCGUCCAUCGCCUGGAAUGGCUGGUCCUCAGCCGGAAUCGCCUCACUUUGCGCAAUAUGCAGUUGCCGAAUAUUUCCUCGCUUUACGAAGUCUACUUGGAUUACAAUCGAAUCGAAUACGUUGGCGAGCAAACUUUUGCGCAAUUGGAUAAUUUACAUUUGCUGGACCUGCAGCACAACAUCAUCAGCCACAUACACGGACGAGCGUUUGCCAAUUUGGAAAAUAUUCGGGAUAUCCGCCUUGUCGGCAAUCCCAUUAAGGAAUUAUCUGGAGAAACAUUUCUGCACAACACUCGACUGGAGGCACUCUCCCUGGCCCAGAUGCCGCUCCACAUCCAUCGCAGCCUGAUGCAGCCGCUGAACAUUUCGUUCCUAAAUCUGACGGGCAUCCGCUACGACCACAUUGACUUUGCGGCCAUCAAUGGCAUGCGGAAUCUCACGUACAUCAUUUACGAUCGUUUCUUCUACUGCUCCAUGACGCCUCGCGUGCGUAUGUGCAAGCCAUCGACGGAUGGCGUGAGCUCCUUCAAGGAUCUGCUGAGCAAGCCGGUGCUGCGCUACUCUGCCUGGGUGAUGGCCACGCUAACCAUCGCCGGCAAUGUGCUGGUGCUCUGGGGACGCUUCAUCUAUCGGGACGAGAACAUGGCCGUGACGAUGGUCAUACGAAAUCUGGCCUUGGCUGACAUGCUGAUGGGCUUUUAUCUGAUCACCAUUGGCAUACAGGACUAUCGAUACAGGAACGAGUAUUACAAAGUGGUCCUGGACUGGGUUAGCUCGUGGCAGUGCGUGGCCAUUGGCACGCUGGCGGUCAGCUCCUCGGAGGUCUCGAUGCUCAUUCUGGCCUUCAUGUCGCUGGAACGUUUCCUGCUCAUUGCGGAUCCCUUUCGCGGCCAUCGCAGCAUCAGUGUGCGCAUCAUGUGCUUCGCCCUGUUCUGCAUUUGGGUGACGGGCGUGGGGCUGGCAGUCGCACCCGUCGUGCUCUGGCAUUCGAGCACCAGGUUCUAUGGCGCUCACUCCGGCACCUGUUUCCCGCUGCACAUACACGAGGCCUAUCCCGUGGGCUGGCAGUACUCGGCGUUUGUAUUUCUGGGCGUCAAUCUGCUGCUGCUCGUGAUGAUCGCGCUGCUGUAUACGGCGCUGCUGAUCUCCAUUUGGCGCACGAGGAGUGCCACACCGCUGUCGCUGCUGGACUGCGAGUUUGCGGUGCGUUUCUUCUUCAUUGUGCUGACGGAUGUGCUGUGCUGGGUGCCCAUUAUCGUCAUGAAGAUCUGGGUGUUCUUCAACUAUAAUAUCUCGGACGAUAUCUACGCCUGGCUGGUCGUCUUCGUGCUGCCCCUCAACUCAGCCGUCAAUCCGCUGCUGUACACCUUCACCACGCCCAAGUAUCGCAAUCAGAUCUUUCUGCGUGGCUGGAAGAAGAUUACAUCACGCAAGCGGGCCGAAACUGCGAAUGGUAAUGCAGGCACCAUCACCACAGGCACGGCCACGGGCUCCUCGCAGCAGCCGGAAGAGUCCACUGCAAUUGCCAAGUCCAUGCCGCUGGCCCUGACGCUGGCAAACUAA